Messenger RNA from Hymenoscyphus albidus, 1120 nucleotides. The record is from the annotation of a GenBank genome assembly. Lineage: Eukaryota; Fungi; Ascomycota; Leotiomycetes; Helotiales; Helotiaceae.
AUGUACUCAACCCUGAGCAAUGCCGAGAAAGGCAACACUGAAGUGAAAUAUAAAGCAUUAUCCAAAGACGAAGAAACAGAUAAUGGCACAUACUCCGUGAGUAAUCCAUGUUCUAUUACCAAGAAGACUCUUAACAAUUUGCUAAAGGACUCAAAUUUGCAAGCACCAACUCCACGUCAAAAUUGGAGAGUACCAGCAGUUACAAGCUUCAAUAUCAUUUCGUUCCUAGUGUCACUCACACUUUUCUACAAUUCGUCAUAUCCCACUGUGAGGCAGAAUUGGGCUCUCGAGCAAACUUCGUUUUAUUGUAGGUCUACCUUUUGGUGUUUCCAAUAUUUUUGCUGGCCAAAAACAGCCAAGUUGAUAUAAACAAGCACCACUUUUUGAUCAUGUCAAGAUUCAAUUUGUGGAGAAAGUCGUUCAGGGAACAUUAUUCAACGAGCACAAUCUGUUACUAAGAGCCGACCCUUCACCCGAAGUCGACGAAGCUUGGUCUAAACUCACCGACGUUGGGGUCGUGAUUAUAUCGGGCGAACAAGUCUCAAAGCUGGGUAAAGAUCCAAAGAAAACUGUGAAAGCACCACUUGCUUGGGGUAAAUUAUCUCCUUCAUGACAUGAUCUAUAGAAAUUACAUCUACUGAACGAAUACGAAGGCUACGGAUCGGACGCGCACCUGGCACAACCGGAUGGCCAGCAUGCACUCCACUGUUUAAACGCAAUCCGAAAAUACGCCUACAAAGAACACUACUACCCCCUCCAGACUAGCUGUCCAUCCAACACCAGUUCGUCAUCACUGCUUGACGAAUUCAAUCAAGCGCAUCUCUCCCACUGUCUUCAUGUCCUUCUUCAAACUCUCUCUUGUGAUUUCAGCACUGACAUGAUCACUCAUAACUGGAUGGCCACUCAGGAUUUCCCGUUCCCCGAUUUUGCCAUUAAUAAGAAGUGUAAGGAUCAUAGUAGAUUCUUGGAAUGGCAGGAAAAGAAGAAGAUUAGCACGGAGAUGUGGGUCGAAAUCUCUCAGAUUGGACCGACGAGGGAAACGGGAGAGAUUGUUGUUGAUCUUCCGUCGAAAUUGAAGGCGUGGAGUGAGAAUGAGGAUGCCUUGGGAAGAAGCCCUUAA